Messenger RNA from Triticum turgidum subsp. durum (durum wheat), 1182 nucleotides. The record is from the annotation of a GenBank genome assembly. NCBI's taxonomy places the organism in Eukaryota, Viridiplantae, Streptophyta, Magnoliopsida, Poales, Poaceae.
AUGGCGAAGGAGCAACUAGCGUUGCAUGUGUUUGGCAUUCCGGCGGGCGUAGGAGGAGCAGCGCUACAACUUCGCCCUUCCCGCACAUCACUGACUCACGGAGGGCCAAAUCUACGUCUAGUUCUUGAGCGAGGAGGCCAUAGUGGCUAUGGACGAGAACGCCGGCAACUGCGGUUUCGCACCGGGCCGCUACAACCACAAGGGGCCCGCGUUGGAGGUGCCUUGAAGGGGAUUGAAAGGGGUCGAGGGGGUUUGAAUAAAGGCAGCUCCGCUCCGCCUCCCCCCGCCCCGAGCACAGAAGAGAAGGGAGGGAGGCCGCCCCGAGGGAACGGAAGAGACGACAUGGACGACUACGCGCGGGAGAUGAUGGAGCUCAAGACGCUCGUCACCCGCACCCUCGAGAAGAAGGGCGUCCUCGCCAAGAUUAGGGCUGAACUGAGAGCAAGUGUGUUUGAGGCUAUAGAAGAGGAGGACCGUGUGAUAGAGGAGAACGAAGAUGGCGGGAAUCCUGCUUUGCUUGGUAGCUGCAACGACCGUGCUAAGCAGCUGCAUGCUUCACCGUCAGUCUCAAUCACAUAUGCCUUCAAUGUUGAAGGUCUUCAAUAUUCGGCAAAAUGUUUUUUUGCAAGUAGGUUAUUAACAGCACUUAUAGGUGAAUACUUGGAGUGGGCCCAGCUAAGUCACACGAUGAAAGUUUAUUUGCCAGAAUGUAAUCUGCCCAAGGAUUUUUGGAAGAAUGAGCUAAAGGAUUUCUCUAACAAAAAUGGAGCUGAAGGGAGCAGGAGCGCUGAGAGUGGUCCCAUGCUUCUAGAUGUUCUUGAAGGAUAUCUCAAAUAUGAGAAUUUGUCUCAAACGAGGAUGGCUGGUAGGAGAAUGAUCAAUUCUGAACCUGAGCCAACAUUGAAUACUGAGCAUCGGAACAUGAGGAGGCCACCAUCUUCAUCUUCAAUCGCUGGCAUGCCUCCUAUGGGAAGGCAAAUGCCACCUUCGCAGACAUCAGACCGAAGAGGGGGCUCUUCUGCUUCCAAUACAAGGAAAGAUGAGUACAACUGGGGAUAUGAUGCUGAUGAUCUCUCGGAGGAAGUAUUGCGUACAUCCACUGCUCUAGAGAACAUCCAGUUAGACCGGAAAGCCCGAAACCUGACGACAUCUUGGAGGCAUCCAGGCAGUGGUGCCGAGUAG